GGUGUGAAUACCGAUUAAAAAAAAAUUAAAAAUUUCCGUACUCAAAAUAGGUGUAAGGCCCCGUUUCAGAACACCUUUUUAAAAAAUAAGUACUUAUUUCACAUUUUCAAACUCAAAAAUAAUGUAAAUGAAAAAUAAUUUUUCAAUUUUUUUUUACAUCGUAUUAAAGAUCUCAAUGAUCUAUCAAACAAGAUCCAUAUUGCAUAUUUUUAAAUUUCAAUAAGCUUAUAAUUUUUAAUCUUAAAAUUACUUUAUUAAAAAAUAAAAACUUAAAACCCGUUUUGGAAUGGGGUUAAGUCUUCAGUUAUUUGCUGCAGAGGGAGAGGGGGGAGAUGGAACACAAAACAUAAAGUAGAGAAAGAGAGUUUUAACCAAAAAUAAAAAAAAGUAGAGAGAGAGAGAGAGAGAGAGAGAGAGAUGAGGCAGCCGUCACAAGCAUCGACAUCAUCGGCAACAGCAAAAGUGACGCCGUGUUGCAGCAAGGUGGGGUUAAAGAGGGGGCCGUGGACGGCGGAGGAAGACGAGGUGUUGGGUAACUACAUUAGAAAAGAAGGUGAAGGGCGUUGGAGGACGCUGCCCAAGAGGGCCGGGCUUCUCCGCUGCGGCAAGAGCUGCCGUCUACGCUGGAUGAAUUACCUCCGUCCCAACGUCAAGCGCGGCCACAUCGCCCCUGACGAGGAGGAUCUCAUCCUCCGCCUCCACCGCCUACUCGGCAACAGGUGGUCGCUGAUUGCGGGGAGAAUUCCUGGACGGACAGAUAACGAGAUAAAGAACUAUUGGAACACCCACCUAAGCAAGAAGCUGAUCAACCAAGGAAUUGAUCCCAGAACUCACAAGCCAUUAAUCACCACUCCUACUUCACCUACUUCGGCAGAUCAAGACAAACCCAGAUCUUCCUCCUCCAAAGCCAAUUACCGCACCCGGAACCCUCACCGCAAUCCUAAUCUAGUUACUUCAACUUUGGAAGAUGAUCAAGUUCUCAAUAACGGAAAUGAUGGGUAUUACCACGGCAGUGUUAAUUUGCAGAAUGGUGAUGUUGUUUCUGGAAAUGAGGAACAAGAAGACGACGAAAUCAACUACGGUGCCGAUGAUGUCUUCAUGUCUUCUUUCUUGAACUCACUGAUCAAUGAAGACGUGUUCAGUGCUCAAAACCAUCAUUUGCACCAAAUGAGUAGUAAUAUUGGGAUUACUGCUCCUGCUCCCGCUGCUCCCGCUGCUACUGGUUCUUCUGAUUCUUUGAUGUCUCAUCCUUCGGCUUUUGCCUUUGGAGCUGGAUGGGAAAAUCCAAUCAUGUCCUCCGGGUAUAAUGGUUUCAAUCAAAAUGAGCCCAAGAAGUUGAAUCAUGCAUGAUCCUGCAACAUUGCGGUAGUUUAUGAGAAUGUUAUAGGCUAGGGUUUGCAGUAGUAUUAUUUCAUGUAUGUCAGUGUGUGAAUCAUUCAGUGUGCUUCUACUUCAUUGGCUUUCGCUAUAUAUAUAUUUUUUGAUCGGCUUGGCUUUCGCCUUUCGCCAUAUUGUUGUGGUAUAAUUUCUUUUCUCAUGUGGUUGUGCUUGUAUGUUUGUAUUUUGAGGAACGAACUAUAUAUGCAUCAAAGUAGUACUGCUGGUGUGUACGUAUGUGUUUGGAAUGUAUAAUAAGAAGAUCAAAGGAAUUUCUAUUGUA
This is a messenger RNA of Rhododendron vialii, 1660 nucleotides long. Its product is annotated as transcription repressor MYB5-like. Bases 418 to 1350 code for a protein of 310 amino acids. The transcript is spliced from 2 exons. The record is from RefSeq and is a predicted model, not a curated record. Lineage: Eukaryota; Viridiplantae; Streptophyta; Magnoliopsida; Ericales; Ericaceae.